Messenger RNA from Trypanosoma cruzi, 200 nucleotides. RefSeq names its product ubiquitin hydrolase, putative. The record is from RefSeq and is a predicted model, not a curated record. The annotation marks the transcript as partial. The transcript has a single exon. Lineage: Eukaryota; Euglenozoa; Kinetoplastea; Trypanosomatida; Trypanosomatidae.
AUGACACCACCUUUUAAUAUCACCGACGAGGCAUGUGCGCAUUGCUGGGAUGAGUCAGUAAUGUUGGUUCCAAACCAUCGGUCGGCAGUGCACAAAGAGGAGUGCGCGUACUGCUGUCGAACAUGUCGACAUGAAAUGGGCACGCUAGUUUGCAUGUGUUGCCACAUGGGACUUUGUGUGGAACACGUGCAGAAGCACAC